ACGAAGGUUUUUGCUUAUGGCUAUAAAUGUGAACCGUCAAAUCUAUGCGUCAAAUGUUAUGUCAAAAUACAAAGUGAGAGUAUCCACUCAGUUUUGAUGAGUUUUAUAUAAAUAAAAAAUUAAAAGUUGAAGACACGAAUUGAAGCAUGGCGACAGAAGUUGAAGAAACUAUCAAGCGAAUCCAAGCUCAUAAGGGUGUAAUGGGUGUCGUCAUCGUUAACCACGAAGGAAUUCCAAUCAAGAGUUCUUUAGAUAAUGCUACAUCAGUGUUGUAUGCUGGUUUAAUUGGUCAACUUACUGAGAAAGCAAGAAAUGUUGUCCGUGAGAUGGACUCAACCAAUGAGUUGACAUUUCUCAGAGUAAGAAGCAGAAGACAUGAGAUACUUAUCGCUCCGGAUCGCGAGUUUAUUCUCAUUGUAAUACAGAAUACAUCAGACUAGUCUAAAAGCAUUAACUAGAUCAUAAGGAAAAGUUUUAGUUUAUAUAAUUUAUGACAGAAGCAUUAUAAUCAGUUUUUGGUCAGGUAAACAUUGUUCAGUAUAACAAAGUUAAUUUUAAAUAUGGAUUACUAUUCAUUAAAGAGCAAGAAUAUUGUUAUGGAGAUUGGAUAAGUCAUCAUUAUAUUGUUUCAGAUACAUAACUCUAUAGAUGAGAUAUGCACUUAGCACUUUCUUAGAAAAUUGCAUUCGAUAAUUUAAAAAAAAUGAAUUGU
Zerene cesonia (dogface butterfly) is the source of this 712-nucleotide messenger RNA. Its product is annotated as dynein light chain roadblock-type 2-like. The transcript is spliced from 4 exons. The coding region runs from base 147 to 440 and encodes 97 amino acids. NCBI's taxonomy places the organism in Eukaryota, Metazoa, Arthropoda, Insecta, Lepidoptera, Pieridae. Gene Ontology annotation, molecular function: dynein intermediate chain binding. The record is from RefSeq and is a predicted model, not a curated record. Gene Ontology annotation, biological process: microtubule-based movement. Gene Ontology annotation, cellular component: cytoplasmic dynein complex; cytoplasm; centrosome.